Drosophila navojoa is the source of this 1309-nucleotide messenger RNA. RefSeq names its product casein kinase I. Gene Ontology annotation, biological process: protein phosphorylation. The record is from RefSeq and is a predicted model, not a curated record. NCBI's taxonomy places the organism in Eukaryota, Metazoa, Arthropoda, Insecta, Diptera, Drosophilidae. Gene Ontology annotation, molecular function: protein kinase activity; ATP binding.
CUCGUUUACACACACCACUCAACACACACAUUCAACAAGUAGAAAAAGUGAAAUUUCCGUAAUAGCUUUAAGCGAUUAGCAGGGGGCGGGCAUCCACACGAAAUGGAGACUCUGCGCAGAACCGUGGUACGCGAAUACUUCGUGGGCGACUACAAGCUGCUAGAUCAGUUCGACAAGGGCGCCUUCGGCGACAUCUACCUGGGCAGGUGCCUAUACACUGGCGAGCGUGUGGCGAUCAAGAGGGAGAAGAAGCGCACGGCGCAUCCGCUGCUGAACUACGAGCACCGCGUGUACAGGACAGUUCGUCCGGCUGUGGGGCUGCCGCGCGUGUACUACUUUGGCGAGGCGGAUGACCAUCGCGCCCUGGUCAUGGAACUGCUGGGUCCCUCGCUCCACCACUUGUUCGAGCUCUGCGGGCGAGCGUUCACCAUAAAGACCGUGCUGAUGCUGGCGGACGAGCUGCUGUUGCGCCUGGAGCAUCUGCACGGCCGGGGCUUUGUGCAUCGGGACAUCAAGCCGGAGAACUUGCUGCUCGGCCAUGAUCUCACGUGCAAGUUCGUGCAUCUGAUCGACUUUGGGCUGUCCAAGAAGUUCUGGGAUCCCAUCAGCCAAGUGCACAUACCCUACCGCGAGGACUGCAGCUUGACGGGCACAGCGCGCUUUGCGUCGAUCGCCGCCCACGAAGGCAUCGAGCAGUCGCGUCGCGAUGAUCUCAUCGCCGUGGGAUAUGUGCUCAUAUAUUUCCUGCGCGGCAGCCUGCCCUGGCAGAACCUGCCGGCCCCUACCAAAGAGAAGAAAUAUGAGGCCAUCUACGAGAUGAAGCGCUCCAUCAGCAACGAGCAGCUCUGCAAGGACUUUCCCAACGAGUUUUCCCUGUACAUGAACUAUUGCUUCAAGCUGGGCUUCACUGCCAAGCCGGACUACGCCAAGCUGCGCAAGAGGUUCCGCGGGCUGUACGACAAGCUGUACUUAAAACGCGAUCUGAUCUACGACUGGGAAAAAAUCAACUUGGAGUUUCAUCACGAUCAGAAGAAUCCUGCCAUGCCCUCCAGAUAUGCUCCCGCCACCUAUCGCCAGGACGAUGGACGCAGUGGCUAUCCAAUCAUACGCAACGAUAAGGCAGGAUACUGGAGUGCGCCAGCUAACAAAUGCGGGAUUUACAGACUAUUUCCACAUGAUCGGAAUUAGAGUAGAGUUGCAGGAUUAACCAUGAUGAAUGAGCCCAAAUCGUAGAUAUAUUGUUAGCUAUACGAUGCACGUCUUCUUAAUCGUAAGAUGUUUCCAAAAGUAUUUAAUCUCAGCAAAAAAG